Messenger RNA from Anopheles coustani, 2210 nucleotides. RefSeq lists its product as uncharacterized. Lineage: Eukaryota; Metazoa; Arthropoda; Insecta; Diptera; Culicidae. The transcript is spliced from 3 exons. The record is from RefSeq and is a predicted model, not a curated record. Bases 112 to 2067 code for a protein of 651 amino acids.
GCAUUCGCAAAUUGCAUUGUUUGUGUUUAUAAAAUCAGAAAAUCACUGAUUUAAAGUGUUUUGUAAUUGCUUUGUGGCGUGAAUGAAGACGGGUUGCAUUUGUAGUGCAUAAUGGCAAAGAAAUCGUCUCGAGUAAAUGUCGCCGAUUUGUUUCCGGAUGAUCAAAAACUAGUUUCGCGGAAUUUGGGAUGGAGAAAUAUAAUCACCAAAUAUUCCUCUGCGGACAGAAACACAGAUGAAACAGGCUUCAUGGUACCUGACGCGCUGAAGAUCUGGCAAAAGAUUGAUCAUGAUGAAGACACCUCAUCCGCCUCCGACGUUCAGGAGGACGAUGACGCAGGAAGCGACUCAUCCUAUGAUUAUAAGGAUGUGCAAAAGCAGCUCAGUGUGGUUAAGAAGGAACGCAGUAAAAAGUGGCAAAUGAAUGGCCUAAGCAAAAUUUUAAACGAUGUCCAUUUUAAGCUGGAUACGGAUGUUGUGAAUGACUGGUUAAGUAAAAACAUGCAUAGCAGCAACAAGCAGGUGGUGGUAGGCCGAGAGUCACAAAUUACGACACAGGAAGGCGACUCGACGAUAAACUUAUCCUGUGCAUCUAACCUGACCAUUGUAAACGGCGUCGACCAGAAUGGUAUUUUAUCUGAGAACAGGUCCAACUAUGAGAUGUCGAGUGGCAACAAAAAGAUUAUUGUGCAUCAGGUCGAAAAAACUAUAUUGACCACGGUAACCGAAAUCACUACGGAAGGAUAUGGAAGUGCACACCAUGGGCUGUCUUUUGGUUCGUUCCCAGGAUUCAAUGUGCCACCGUUGCCAUUGUUUCAAUGUGUCCAGGGGUUUAAAAUACCAAAUCCAAUCGACCAACACCGGUUCUUAAAUAUCAAUUUGCCGGCGCUUAAGGAUUCAGCUUGUCACAAAAAGAACGAGAACAUGAAUGCUAAACGUGAUAAAGAAAACGUCUCCCAAGAACACAAGUGUAUUCAACGUAAAUCUUCCCGUGUAUUGCAAAAAGAAAGACAAAAGAAGGCUCCUAAAACAAAUGUUAAGGAAUCGGCUUGUCGGAAUAAUGGAAAGAAACAACACCAGCGAAAGAAGUCCUGUUCCGAUGAUGAAGAAGACUCGUUCGUAUCGAGUUAUGGUAGAACGUCGGAUAAAAGACCACCAUUACGACGAGGUACACGGCGAAUCAUUGAAGACAGUGUUAGUUCCAGUGACGAUGAAGAAACACUCCAAUCGAAACAAAAACAAAUAAUUGAAAAAUCUAUUCGGCAGGCCAAUGAGCAUACGGAAGCGAAAAAAACUGGCAAAGUCGAUGCUAGCCUUUGCUCGCAGCAACAAGUAAAAGCUCUCGAUAUCCCAUUUUCUGCAACUGCGAACAACAAAGCAUCAGCUAAUGACGUCAAACGAGAUGCUGAAUUUAGCAUAAUUAUUAGCUCGAGCAACGAUGAAAGUGUUGAACCAGCACCGAAGCAAAAGAAUAUUUCCGCGCAUUGUAAGCCUGUUAACCCGGAUAAUAAAUUAACCAAACUCACGAACUCGAGCAGCACGAAACCGGUGACAAAUAUCGCUAAACCAUCAACUCAACAACAAACCAUAAGCACAGCUCCAUCGAAUGCGUCGGACGGUAAACCAAAAGAACAGAAGCCAAAUAAGCUUCCCGUGGAGGACAUCGUUAGAGAUUCUAACACAACGCCUGAACCUAUGAAGGCUCAAAAAUAUUGCAUGCCAGAAUAUUAUCAGAAGCAGCUUUCCAAAGAUGGACGGUGUGGCUAUAAGAUUGAGGGAAUUGUCAUUUAUAAACCCAAAAACAUUCCAGCCUCAGCAAUGGAAGUUCCCUCGGUGGGAGGAGAGAAAAUAGUAGUUACUGAACGGGAUCUGGAUUUAAGUGCCGUAUGUGAAACUAGAAGGCACAACUUUACUGGCUUUAGAAAACAUAUUAAUCGCAGCUCGACGCUGGUCUACUACAUGACCGAUUCCGAAGUUGAAACAGACGACGACGAUGACGAUCCGAUAAGUAACUUUCAUCCACUGGUUGUGUAUGAAUUUAAGCAUUUCCCUGAAAACCCAAGGUAGACGAGAACUAGUGCAAACGAAUGGACGGGAGCAAUAUUUUGGAAAUGUUUUAUUUUUAAUCUGUUCAAAAACUCCUUAAAAGAGUUGAAUUAUCUGUAAAGUAUACUGCAACGUAUAAAUAGAUAGACGUUUUAUUGUUCUGA